GCAGGAAAGGGACACAGCCGGCGCUGAUGCUGGGAGGCCUCCAGGGAUGGAGAGUGGCCUGGCUGGCAACGGCACAGGAGCUGGGCUGGUGAUGAAGGUCAAGCAGGAGAAGCCGGAGCGGCUGCUGCAGACGCUGGCGCCGCAGGCCAUGCUUGUGGAGAAGGACAAGGAGAACAUCUUUCAGCAGCACCGGGGCCUCCCGCCACGCCAGACCAUGGGGCGGCCUCGAGCCCUGGGGGGACAGGAGGAGUCUGGGAGUCCAAGGUGGGCCCCUCCCACUGAGCAGGAUGCGGGGCUGGCAGGCCGGGCUCCCGGGUCAGCCUCCGGCCCCCUGAGCCCCUCGCUUUCCUCCGGCGAGGGUCACUUUGUAUGCCUGGACUGCGGGAAGAGGUUCAGCUGGUGGUCGUCCCUGAAGAUCCACCAGCGCACCCACACCGGGGAGAAGCCGUACCUCUGCGGCAAGUGCGGCAAGAGCUUCAGCCAGAAGCCGAACCUGGCGCGCCACCAGCGGCACCACACGGGCGAGCGACCCUUCUGCUGCCCCGAGUGCGCGCGGCGCUUCAGCCAGAAGCAGCACCUGCUCAAGCACCAGAAGACCCACUCCCGGCCCGCCACCCACUCGUGCCCCGAGUGCGAGCGCUGCUUCCGUCACCAGGUGGGCCUCCGCAUCCACCAGCGCGCGCACGCCCGGGACCGCCAGGGCUCCCGCGCCGGCCUGCACGAGCUGAUUCGGGACGCGGCGGCGCGCCGGGCCUGUCGCCUGCAGCCGGGGCCGCCGCGGGGGCGCCCCGAGUGGGCCUGGCUGGGGCUCUGCCAGGGCUGGUGGGGCCAGCCCGGGGCCCGGACCGCGGUCUCCGGCCCCGAGGGGCCGGGCGAGCCGCGCCAGUUCAUCUGCAACGAGUGUGGCAAGAGCUUCACCUGGUGGUCGUCGCUGAACAUCCACCAGCGCAUCCACACUGGCGAGCGCCCCUAUGCGUGCCCCGAGUGCGGCCGCCGCUUCAGCCAGAAGCCCAACUUGACGCGGCACCUGCGCAACCACACAGGCGAGCGCCCGCACCCCUGCCCGCACUGUGGCCGCGGCUUCCGCCAGAAGCAGCACCUGCUCAAGCACCUGCGCACGCACCUGCCCGGCGCCCAGGCUGCGCCCUGCCCCAGCUGCGGUAAGAGCUGCCGCAGCCGCGCCGCGCUGCGCGCCCACCAGCGCGCCCACGCUGUCGCUGAGCCCGCCGUUCCGGCCGGGGAACCGGGCGACCAGCCUCAGGCCGAGGCCAUCCCGGGCUUGGCCGCGAGGCCGCGGAGCUCCCAACGGUCCCCGGCGGCCCGGGACGCGCUGUGGGGCCGGGGACAAGCGGGCCUCGCUGGGCCUGGCGAGCCGCGCCAGUUCAUCUGCAACGAGUGCGGCAAGAGCUUCUCGUGGUGGUCGGCGCUCACCAUCCACCAGCGCAUCCACACGGGUGAGCGGCCCUACCCGUGCCCCGAGUGCGGCCGCCGCUUCAGCCAGAAGCCCAACCUGACGCGGCACCGGCGCAACCACACAGGCGAGCGGCCCUACCUGUGUCCCGCCUGCGGCCGCGGCUUCAGCCAGAAGCAGCACCUGCUCAAGCACCAGCGCGUGCACCGCGCGGCCCCUGCGUGCAGCCCCAAGGAGGAGGCGCGCUAGUGGACUGGACCUCAGCGGACCCGUGGUGGUGCGGGGGAUGUUUGCGGGGUGUGUGUGGGGAGUGGGGGUGGCCAGGAUUGCUGGCUCUUAGAACCCCUUAGAGCGGGACCGGUGGAUUCCUUAAGGCUCUGAAGGGCUGAGAACAGUUCUAGAAGCGUCCCAAAGGGUGCUGGGAAAGGUCCCAGCGUGGGUUGAGGGAGGAGGGAAGAUCCGAGUUCCUCACCGCGGGCCGGGAUGUGACCACCCUCUUCAGAGGUUGGACCCCAGGCUUCAAGCACCGAGUGAGGGGUCUGUUGGGGACGCUGGGAGAGUCUCUGGUGUGAAGUGGCUUAGGUCUGGACUGGUCAGCUGUGGCACCAGCCGGUCCUGCCCACGCUUCAGGAUGGCCGGGGGCUGCCCCUGUGGGAGAGUUGCCAAGACUCGGCGAUACCAAGGAUGGAAGCCAGAGGCUGUGGCGAGGGAGAGCCAAGCAUAUUCCCAGCACCAGGGCCAGUGCUGGCACGUCGUAGACAUCCAAUAAAUAUUUUUGGAAGGAG
Messenger RNA from Pan troglodytes (chimpanzee), 2196 nucleotides. It is a transcript of the gene ZNF775, whose product is annotated as zinc finger protein 775. Gene Ontology annotation, molecular function: RNA polymerase II cis-regulatory region sequence-specific DNA binding; DNA-binding transcription repressor activity, RNA polymerase II-specific. The record is from RefSeq and is a predicted model, not a curated record. Gene Ontology annotation, cellular component: nucleoplasm. Bases 47 to 1660 code for a protein of 537 amino acids. The transcript has 2 exons. Lineage: Eukaryota; Metazoa; Chordata; Mammalia; Primates; Hominidae. Gene Ontology annotation, biological process: negative regulation of transcription by RNA polymerase II; regulation of immune system process; regulation of cytokine production.